AUGUCCUGUGCAUCUGAAACCUGUCUUCUUAAUUGUAUCAGACUCCCAAAAGUGGUACGAACGAACCGGACUGUGUCGACUAAUCUUAACUUCCCGGCUUCAGGCCUGCUCAGGUCAGCUUUGUCCAGGCAAAAUCUGGGUGGGAAGCGCGAUCCCAUCACGAUCAUAUGCUCGACGAGAAAUUCACAAUUCACCGUCAACAAACGAAUGCUCGAAAUGGGAUUCGUUCGAAUACCAACCUCACCUAUUCAUCGCUCUGUCGCGUUGUUUCGCCAUCCCUGCUUUCUGCAGGUCUAUGCAAUCACAGUGAACGUGUGCACUGCACCAAAGUUAUCCAACCUGCGAUAUGACCUGUUCGCUCUUCCCGACCAAUCGUCUGUCGACGAAUAG
This is a messenger RNA of Protopolystoma xenopodis, 390 nucleotides long. NCBI's taxonomy places the organism in Eukaryota, Metazoa, Platyhelminthes, Monogenea, Polystomatidea, Polystomatidae. The record is from the annotation of a GenBank genome assembly.